Messenger RNA from Cephus cinctus (wheat stem sawfly), 1827 nucleotides. RefSeq names its product organic solute transporter alpha-like protein. The record is from RefSeq and is a predicted model, not a curated record. Lineage: Eukaryota; Metazoa; Arthropoda; Insecta; Hymenoptera; Cephidae. Gene Ontology annotation, biological process: transport. The transcript has 6 exons. Gene Ontology annotation, molecular function: transporter activity. The coding region runs from base 237 to 1274 and encodes 345 amino acids.
CAGGUCGUUCGUUUCUUUUCCCUUCGCCGAACAUUUUGUCAGUAAGAUAAUAUGUUACAACAUCGAUCUAGGCUCUGAGUAAAAGUGGGGACCGACUCUCACUAUCUGUUCAGCUAUUUGCCGCGGUCGCCCUCUUGCUGCAGUUCAAGCCUCACGUCUUCCUUCGACCAGUGCACUAAUCAUUGCUAUCACUAAAAAGCGUAUAAACAAUAGUUUACUUUAAUUAUUUAAUAAUAAUGGGUGACGAGGAUAUUAACAAUUUUUAUCUCAAACGAGAAAUGGAUAAUUAUCGAUACAAUACUUGUGACUAUGCUGCUAUACCAUCUGCUGCCAAAUAUAUGGAAAGCCUGGGCGUUUCUGGGGUCGGCAUGCUCAGCAUCGGAUCACUCUUCUCCGCCAUAACUCUCUACAUAGCCAUUGACGCCUGUUACAAUGUCCUCUUUCAGAAGGAAACCACGUCCUACAAAACCAACAGUUACUUCAUACUCUUCGUCUAUCCAGUCGCCAGUUUAAGCAGUCUCCUGGCUAUUGCGAUACCAAGAGCCCAACUUCUGUCGGAGGCAGUCACUCAAAUCUUCUUGACGAUAUCCUUGUAUCGGCUGUUUCUUCUGCUAAUUGACGUGGGACGCAGAAACGUCACGAAACCGCCACCAUUAAUGCUAAAAGUCGGACCAUGUUGCUGCUGGCCUUGUCUGCCCUUUCCUACUCUGGAAUUGUCUACCAGCAAUUUGUCAUGGCUGCGCGCUCUCGUCCUGCAACUACCCUUCGUCCAGGGAAUCGCGUACUGCGUUCUUCUUUUUCUCGCGGCGGAGCAGCCCACACUUGCUGAACGGUACGUCAUUUAUUUGCAACCAUUUUGCGUUGUCAGCAUACUCCUUGGAAUAUACGGACUGACAGUAACUACCAAGAGUCUACAGGAAAUUGCUCCAGAAUCUAACCUGCAUUACAGGACUAUGGUUAGCCAAAUAGUCUUACUGUUUACGAAGCUUCAAGCGGCUCUCAUAAAGAAUCUGCCAAGCUUUGGAGUAUUUCCAUGCAAGCCGCCACUGACUCCACCGAUAUACGCUGGAGUGACGUACAACGCGCUGAUGUUAAUCGAAAUGCUUCUGCUAUGCUACGCCGCAAGUCUCAUCUACAAGGAUUCUGAAAAACAGGAAGACUGCCAGGAGUCGGCAGAUAAGCCGAAAGUCAAGACGACACCGGCUGACGUAACGAAUAACAAUGAAACAGUCAACGUACAACUGUCCGUUCAGGUUCCCGUGACGACGUCAUGAAUGCACGAAUUUUUAUUCUUGCCGAAUAUUCGAUCGUCGCCGUCAACUGGUGGGAUCGCCUUUAUGGGAAAUUUUAGAAAUUACAUCAUGUCAUUCCAAUGAGCCAGGAUUCACACCGAAAAGGGAUAGUACGAUUUAUCCGGAGGAUUAAUGUAUAUUCCUGGAAUGUCAGUGAUUCUAGCAGAUACUACCUGCAUGUAUUCUAGAAAUAGGAGUAAGUGUUAAAUAGUUGUUAAAACUUUAGAAAUCCUACAUAAGGAUAUUUCGUGUACCAGAGGGACAAGAAAAAUUUCACUCGUUUUAAUAUCGCACUAAUUCACAUUACAUUAUGUUUUGGAAAUUCGAUUAUUUUCUCAUACGAUAUUCGUAUACGUGUCGCAUGACGCAAUGUGGCGUAGUUACGAGUUGAGCACGAUUAAGAAAUUAUUGAAAAAAAUGAAAUAGUAAUUUCUAAGUGAUCGAUCGACAAACGGAACAUUAUAUGAGCUUGUACUGUAAUAAUAUGUCCUGGGAGGAAAAAAAAUGAAGAAGCAAGGACAUACAGCUUCGAAAA